Macadamia integrifolia is the source of this 3194-nucleotide messenger RNA. RefSeq names its product disease resistance protein RPV1-like. Gene Ontology annotation, biological process: defense response; signal transduction. The record is from RefSeq and is a predicted model, not a curated record. The coding region runs from base 140 to 2044 and encodes 634 amino acids. The transcript is spliced from 3 exons. NCBI's taxonomy places the organism in Eukaryota, Viridiplantae, Streptophyta, Magnoliopsida, Proteales, Proteaceae. Gene Ontology annotation, molecular function: ADP binding; protein binding.
UUCAGAAUUAAGGUGGCUUAGUUGGACAUGCUGCCAUGAACAACAUGUGCAAACCAAUUUUCAUCCACGAAAACUGGCCGUUCUCAAUCUAUCACAUUGUGAAAUCACAAAGAAAUGGAUGGGUUGGAACUGAAUCAAGAUGGCAGUACAUCUCAAAUAUCUUAGUCUCACAUCUUGUCAUCGGCUAACUAGAACUCCUGAUCUUUCUGGAAAUCGACACUUGGAGGUAUUCAUUCUUAAAUACUGUGAAAAGUUGGUUGAGAUCGAUACAUCCAUUGGUUAUCUCAGGAACUUAGUCAUAUUAGAUAUAAUUGACUGCAAGAGUCUAGUGGAUCUCCCAACGGAAAUUCUUCAGUUGACUUCUCUUGAAAGACUCGAUUUAAAGGGAUGCAUUAGUGUAAAUAAGCUGCCAGAGAAAUUGGGCCACAUGAUCUCCUUGACAAAACUUGAUUUAAGUGGAUGCCAUGGGCUUGAAUCCCUUCCAAAUCUUCCUCGAGACUUGGAGGUAUUGAUUCUCAAAAACUCUACAAAAUUGGUUGAGAUCGACACAUCCAUUGGUUAUCUUAAGAACUUAGUCAAAUUAGACAUGAGUGGCUGCAAGAGUCUGGUGGAUCUCCCAAGGGAAAUUGUUCAGUUGACUUCUCUCAAAGAACUCAAUUUAAAGGGCUGCGAAAGUCUAAAUAAGCUGCCGGAGAAACUGGACUGCAUGAUCUCCUUGAGAACACUUGAUCUAAGUGGAUGUGUUAGACUUGAAUCCCUUCCAAAUCUUCCUCCGAGUUUAAAUUCUUUAGAUGCUUCUUCUUGCCAGUCGAUAAGUUCACUCCCAAUGCUUUCAAGUCUGAAAAAUCUAAAGGCAUUGAACUUUACAGGAUGCAGGAAGCUUCUAUACAUACCAAAUCUUCCCUUGAGUUUGACCAGCCUUGAUUUUAGUUCCUGUUCUUCAAUUCGAUACAUCUCAGAUCUUCCCCCAAGUUUGACCCACCUUUGUGUUAGUGAUUGCUCUUCAAUUCAAUACAUCUCAGAUCUUCCCUCAAGUUUGAUCAGCCUACAUGUCUCUUCUUGUGGGUCAAUUAGAAAACUAUCAACUACAUCAGGUUUGAGAAAUCUUGAGACAUUAUGUCUUCAACAGUGCCACAACCUAGAAAAAUUUGAAGGUGUUGAUAAGAGAUUGGACUCCCAGGUGUUGUUCACCAUGCAGGGCAGCUCAUUAAAAAGGUUUAAAAAACUGGCAGGCUGGAAAAACCUAAAGAAAUUAAUCCUCUUUGACUGCGGCAUAUCAGAUAUUGAAUUUGAAGACAAGGGAAUAGACUCUCUAGAGGAGUUGCAGAUAGUGGGUUGCCUUGCAUUAAAAACUUUUCCUGAUCUUUCAAACUUGAACAAGUUGCAGGUAUUGACGAUUGCAGAUUGUGGGAAGUUGACUGAAAUUCCAGGUCUUGACAGAUUGAAAUCCUUGAGAGAAUUUAGUAUAGGAUGGUGCAUGACCAUUCAAAGAUUACCGGAUCUAUCAAACUUAAAAAACUUACGUUUUCUAUGUAUUAGGAAGUGUCAGAACCUAACCAAGAUUCAUGGUGUUGACAGAUUGGAUUUUUUGGUGCAACUGUUUAUUGAAGAGUGUGAGUCUUUGGGAAGAUUACCAGAUCUGUCGAACCUAAAAAAUUUAUGGCGGCUAACAGUUCAAUUUUGCAAGAAGCUAACUGAGAUUCAAGCUGUUAAUGGAUCUGACAGGGUCUACGCAGUUGGAAAAUCUUUGAUUUUAUUGAAUACGACAGGGUCUACGCAGUUGGAAAAAUUUCCGGAUCUGAAUUUUAUGAUGAUAAAGCAACAGGCAUAUGGUGGGUAUGCCGGUUUCCGCUUAUACAUUGAUGACAUCAAGUCAAACCCGAGACAUACAGUAUCACAUCGUCGUAUUUCUUCAAGUUCUGGACUAUAUGACACUUCUUUUCACCAUGUGGCAAAGCCGAAUGAAGUGAAAAUUUUGUUGGCAAGUAAAUCCCAGGGCUACCUACUCAAGUUUCAGUCUGGACAGAGUUUGCCAAGUGGCUAACUAAGCAUUUAAUUAAGGACCACCUUGGGAUGCUUGGACUUAAAUGGGGUAUGGUAUCCUUAUCACGUGGGAGGGUAAAUGUUUGAAUUUGUAUAUGAAAAUUUCCACAUGACCACUUAAGACCAUUCCUUACAUAUCCAACUGUUGAAAUUGUUAGAGCACCCUUCCACUUGGCAAAUUAGUAGUCACGAUGGUUUACAAAACUAUCCUAACAUGUCUAUCUAAAUAUACUUUUGCCUUCAAAAUUUGAGAAAAUACUAAUAAGCACACUUCUCAUAUUCUUAGAACUUCUUUGCUAUAGAUUUAUAAGGGAGAGGGUUCCCUAAAAGGUAGCAUGCGCCCUUGUGCCAACAUGGAGGCUAAUGGGAGAGCACACUGAAACAUCAACAGCGAUAGGAUUUCCACCUUUCAUGGGUAUGGGGCAAUUAUUUUACCCUCCCCUGGCAAUAGGGGCUACACUGCCUUUUUGGCUUCCUUUUUCCUAUUUAUAAAUAUCUCAAGAGUGUCUCCCUCUGUUUCAGAAUUUUGAGACAAAAAGGUCCCAAACAUAGUUUGAUCAAUGUAUUUUUAUUUCUAUAUUUCUUUCCUCUUUUCUCAUAAACAAGCUCGCAAGACUAGGUUUUUUUCCUCUUUUCAUACCAGCAAUCUUCUAUUUUUGAGAGACAAAGAAUGUUUUACAUGUUGGCGUAGCUUUCAACACACUCUCAUUGUUUUACAAUGUCGGAAAGAUGGUUUGGUAUCUUACCAUUGCAUAGAUAAAAAUAUCCUAGAUAUGUUGUAUGUCAAAUUUUAUGGUCCAGAUAUUUUUUUGAUGUAAAAUUUGAUGGUCCACUCAGCUGUACAAACCACCAUGCAUUUAACCAUAUGAUCUGUCAUUUUGGUUCUUAUUUUUCAAGUAGUCCCACCUUCUCACACAAGUUUUCAUAGCAUCAUGAAGACAAGUGCAUGAGUCAUAUAGCGUGGAAUAUAAUAUAUGAUUAGGUAAUGAUAUGGAUAACAUGCCUACUAAAUUUAAGCUUUAAAUUAAUCCACAAAUGACACUUAUGAUGAUUGUAGAAAACUUACUAAGGCUGCGUUUGGUAGUCAUUCAGUUCUAGAAACGACGUUUCGUGUCAAAAACAGAAUUAUCAAUUUGUGUCAAAAUUCUGUU